AUGUACAAGCUGUACAACGCGUCAACGGCCACCACGAACGUGUCGCCCACGUACGCCCGCCGCGUCAUCUUGACCGAGCUCACGUCGAUCGAGUACGCCGUGCCGCAGCUGCGGGCCGUGUCGGUCGCGUGGUCGAUGCGCAUGAACGUGCAGCACUGCUGGCUCGACUUUAACCAGACGUUUGAGAUUGCGCACACUGAAGGCCGUCAACAGCGCUGCAAGGACCAGUUUGCGACCAACGGCGCCGUGUACCUCGAAGCUAUUUUGCGCAAUGUGGUGUGGGCCGACUACAUGGCGAUGUGGGGCGGUGUCAACAGCCGAUUCGCGGUCACAUAUGGGCUGGCACUGCAAGAGACGGCGCCCGGGCAGCGCUUCUUGGACAUUGUGUCGCAGGCGCGCGCGACGACCACUGUUCUCGACGAGCUCGCGUACUGGCGGAGCUACAAGCUCAACCGGUUUCAGCUGCAGUGGCAGAACCGGUGGCAGAGUGGGAUCACCGAGUCGGUCGCGCUCCAAAACGCGCUCGGACUGACGCAGUUUGUGACGAUCAAGAACUUCCCCCAGGGAACGGGACCCUGGACGACAUUUGCGCUAUAUUGGAUGCCGCUGAACGACCUCACCCUCGGCAAGUACAUGAACCGCAGUUUCGUGCACGGCUCGUCGCGCUACUACGCCACGAACCUCUCGGCGACCUUGCCGCCACGGGACCUCGAGGUCAUUCACGGCAUCACCAAGGUCUCCGGUCAGUUCUUCAACCAAACCAAGCUCUUUCGGACCGUCGUUGGACCCUUCUUGAGUGUCGACUGCCUGUACCCGAGUGUCCCUACGUCGCUCACGCAAGCGUACUUGGCGGCGCGCGCGCUUCUUCUGGCCUCGUUUGGUGGCGUCGAUGGUAUCCGUAAAGCGCUGCCCACAGCAGCUCUGAGCUUGACGCCAUUAACGUGGCGCGCCAACGAUGCGUUCUACGGCGGGAACCCCAUGUGCACACUGCUACCGCGCACAGCGUACGUCCAGCAGUCGUUUGAUUUUUUCGACGAUUGCGCCAAGGCCAAGCCACUGACGCUGACGUUGGAUCCGUUGCUGCUCGUCCUCGCCCGCGCCGUCAACAACAACGCCGCAAUUCCCGAUGUUUGCGCUGUGACGUCCCCGGCGACAGCUUGUGUUGCUGCCGUCACAGCUGCGGACCAGCUCUUGGAGUCUUUUGCGCUGGACUGGAAUACCUCGGUUGCAAAUGAGAUUGGGCUAAACAUUGGCUUGAUGCAGUACGCUACUGCAGCCAAUGGCUCGUGGGUCGUCCUCCAACAACCUCUGCUCGAGCCCUCGUUUGCGUUCUUUGGCUACGUCUUUCUCUUUGACUGGGUCCUCGGCAACCGCGAAGUCGUGUCGUUUCAAGGAGACAGUGGCAAUCUCACCUUGAUGUCGAAUGUCUAUAGUCCACAGCUGUACACGACGGGGACGCAGCCGCUGCAGUCUGCGACCCAGAUUCUCUACUACCUUGUGGUCGCCACCUCGGUGAUUCUUGUGGGCGUUGGUGGGAUAGCACUAAUGUAUGCGGUCAAGACCCGGCUGCGGUUCAACGGUUUGAACCUCUUCUUCUUCAACCGGAUUGUGGGGGCUGUCUGGAUCGGUCGACCGCUGGCUUUUCUACGAGGCGCGUCGGCCAUCUUGCUGCUGAGCUCGGCCAACGCAUCGCUUGAGACAUCUUCCUCUGGCGCAUCGCGGUUCGUGGCGACGCCUCGGAGCUGGUUGGAAGCCAUUGUCGUGACCGGUGAGGCCACGUGGCUCACGUACGUCGCCAACGAUAUUCUCGUGCUUCUGACGCGAGACCACACCAAGCUGACACGGGCACCGCUGGCAGGCACUUUAGCGGUCCAAGCUGCCUACUACAACAUUACACCGCUGGAUAUUUCGUACCCCGUGCCCGGGGCAUGGCUGGCGCUGCCGUACCCGGCGUCCUAUGGCGGGUCGCCGCUGUGCCCCGACAUAACAGCGUCGCGGCUCAUGACCGCAGGGCUCUUCGCCAUCGUCUCGUACGACGCUAUUUGUCUCUCGGCGUCCGGCACGACGGCGCGCAUCCAACCUACGCGGCAACACUACGUUUUGAGUGCGCUCAUGGCGCAGCUCGACAGCAGCACCAACAUGACGCGCGUGUGCGCCCACGACGUGGCGUACGUCCUGCAGUGUGCCGUGUACCUUCGGUCGACGGUAUCCUACAUCAAUUCCUACGUGCCCCAAUCAGAGGCGGUCCGCGCUUCGAUCCUCGACAUACGCGACACGGUGCGCGCGCUCGACAUUUCAUUUUUGCUCUUUUUCCGCGACAAUGCGACGACGCCCGUGCUCCAGCUGCAGUCUCGCAAGCUCCUCGACCCGAGCGAAUCAAACUUUGAGUUUUUUGCUUGGCUUUACCUCUACGACUGGGUGCUGGGUAUUCGCGAAGUCAUUUCGUUUCAAGGCGACACGGCAAGCCUGACGCUCAUCACCGACUACCAACCGCCGCUCUCACAGGCCACCCAGGCAUGGCAAGUCCCAAGCAACAUCGCGCGGUAUUUACGAGCGGGCGUCCUCUACGUCACGGGUGUCAUGAUGGCGAUUGCGGGGCUUGCGACUGUUUACAUAAUGAUCAGCCACGGCGCCCUCGAAGGCUGGAACAUGCUCGAGCUCGGCCGCGUGGGUGGUAUUGUCUGGGUCGGUCGGCCGUUCUUGCUGCUUCGGAGUGUGACCGCCAUGGUGGUCCUCUCGACAGCCACACUGCAGUUGCAGAAUUCGGGCUAUUUAAGCUACUUUGUCACUGUUCGAGAUCCGUGGUACAAGACAUUAUUGGCGGCCAACGAAGUCACGUGGCUGAUUACGAUCGUCAAUGACAUUCUUCUCGUCUUUACUGGCCAAUACGCGACGCAUUAUGCGAUGCUCAACGGUCUCCUGGUGUGGGUCGCGGCGGCGCUGCUGACCAACUUGGCACCCGUGACAGCGACCACUUCGAUCGACCUUGCGUGUGUCUCUGAGCAGGUCGACGCGCAAGCGGCGUGCACGUCUGGAUCCAUCCAGAUCGGGAGUCUUUUGCGCAUGGCGAUCCUCGUCGGUACCGUCUUGGGCUCGCACGGCAUUUGCUACCUCGUGGUCAAGUGCGGCGUCCGCACAACAACGUCAGUCCCUAUGGCAUCGCUCUUCCUCACCUCGGGCGCCAAAUUUCUGUUUGAGCAAACGCAUUGGACGUACAAGAAUGUCUACUACCUCGAUCGGUCGUCCGCCGUGCUCGUCGGUCUCCUCACGCUUCGCGUCGGCGCAAAUAUGGUCGUGCUCGACAUAAAGAUCUGGCGGCUUUUUGUGCUACCGCUGCGCAACGAUGGGAGCACACCACUUGCACUCCGGGCAGGAAUUCCUCUCUUGGAUGCUCUCUAAAGUUAAAGCGUACUAUACAUUUUGCAUGUACUCAAUGUUGAUGAAUAAAACUGAUUUAAGUUUG
Molecule: messenger RNA, 3463 nt
Organism: Saprolegnia diclina VS20
Lineage: Eukaryota; Oomycota; Saprolegniomycetes; Saprolegniales; Saprolegniaceae
Exons: 2
Coding region: 1-3399 (1132 amino acids)
Source: RefSeq, a predicted model, not a curated record